Messenger RNA from Rhagoletis zephyria (snowberry fruit fly), 1871 nucleotides. Its product is annotated as cAMP-specific 3',5'-cyclic phosphodiesterase-like. The record is from RefSeq and is a predicted model, not a curated record. NCBI's taxonomy places the organism in Eukaryota, Metazoa, Arthropoda, Insecta, Diptera, Tephritidae.
UCAAACUUAUCUUCAUAUGCCCAAAAUCAAGCGAAAAGAAUUGGAAAAUAAGUCAAUAAUGCACUAGCAAUGUGAAAAGUGUUGGAAGUGCGGUGUAGUUACGUGUAUGUUGCUUAGACAAUUCACAAAGAGCACUUCUUAUAAUGCUUUUGUCAAAAAUAAACUUUCAUAUCGGUUUUAAAAAUGGCACAAAAAAAUUUGAAAAGCAGCAACAAAUUGACCACACAGCAAAAAGUCAAGCGACGGCUGGCGGCAAGCGCUUCAGCGGCAGUCAAAGCAUCUAUAGCAAUAGCAAUUGUGGAAGCGCACGCGGCAGUGGCAGUGGCAGCGGAAGCGGCGCUAGCGGUGGCGCUGCCACCAACACUCGCAACAGCAUCGGCAACGGCAGCUGUGUGUCGUCGUCGACAACCUCGGCUUCAGCGGCAGCGGCAUCAGCCAAGCGGCGCAAAUCAAAGUCGACAAAGUGCUUUAGUAGCACAGUGUUUCGUUGCUGUAUACCUUGUCGCGGGGGCGGCUCAGCAGCCCCCGCUACAAGUCCGCCCCAUUCGCCUGCAACGCCCGCGGAUGAUGUGAACAACGGCACGACGACAACGACCACCAACGCAGCACAGAAGAAGUACGCCAAAGUUGAGUACGAUAAAAAACGAGAUAGCAGCGCGAUUGGCGCACCCUACGCCGAAGUAGACGCUGACAUAGACGUUGACAUUGACACCGAAGCCGCUGCAGCCAUAGCAGCUAACGGUAAGAAGCAUUCACUUGCCGACACAAUUGCCACCUCGGCAACUACGCCCAUAUCAUUGAAGACGCUAAUAAACGACAGCGAGGAAGAACUCGAUCCGCCUGCGUUAAGUGUUGCCGACAUCGCAGCCGCCACACUUGCCAGCGGUAUUGUGGCACGCAAAGCCGAACCGGAAACAUUAAGCGACGCAAGUGUUUCGCCAACCGCAGCCAUACAGCAAUUGCCAUUUGGCGUAACCUUUUUGAACGCCUCGCACGGCACACCAGCCAGCAGUGGCGCACUUAGUGUCAGCGUCACAAGCGCACAACACAUUUCACCAACUAAAUCGACCAGCAGCGUGCCGGCAGUGACUUCCUUUGCCACUGCCAUUGGCCAUACUAGUGUAGCAGCUACGUUGCAACAACCACAGCAACAGGCUACGCCGCCGCCAACACCAACCGCGCAAACAGCGCCCCGUGUCUCGCAAUCACAAACCUCGCCAUUGCCGCACAUCGAAGAGGAGGAGGAAUCCGAGCAUAUCGGCAAUCGUCAGCAAUACUCACUGCCCGUUGACGCAGAUCCGAGCGGUGUUGGUACAAUAUAUACCGUUAGUGAUAGCAGCGAAAGCACAAACGCGCCACAGUCGACAAACACUUCGAUUUCGGCGCCGACCAGCGGCGGUGCUGGCGGCAGCAGCACGUGUCACUGUCAUCAAGAGUUAGUCACCCAAAGCGCUUCGACUCCUUCGCCGCGCAUUAAACUCAAAUUUCGUAAACAACACAAAUCGGGUUGGGCUCGUUCGGUACUUGCGCCCAGUAGCGCUGUUGGUGGUGGUGGAAGUAGCGGCGGCGGCGGCGGCGGCGGCGGUGCAGGCGGUAGCAGCAGUGUAAGUGGCGUUGGUGGUGGCAGCGGUAGCGGAGGCGCUACUUCCAACGAAACACUCGCCUCUAACGGCAGCAACACCAACACCGCAACCAGCGCCAGCAGCAGCGGUCUACAUCGCAUCUCUUUGUCAUCGGUACCACACGUUUCCAGCUCACAGCUUUUGCCAGCCACCAAGAUGCAGGCUGAACAAGGCUCCAUUGGUGAUCUGCAGAAAUACCAUAGUAGAUAUUUGAAGAAUCGACGACAUACGCUAGCAAAUGUUCGGUGA